Messenger RNA from Phodopus roborovskii (desert hamster), 1494 nucleotides. It is a transcript of the gene Gabra2, whose product is annotated as gamma-aminobutyric acid type A receptor subunit alpha2. The record is from RefSeq and is a predicted model, not a curated record. Gene Ontology annotation, biological process: regulation of postsynaptic membrane potential; chloride transport; nervous system process. Gene Ontology annotation, molecular function: GABA-A receptor activity; GABA-gated chloride ion channel activity; benzodiazepine receptor activity. NCBI's taxonomy places the organism in Eukaryota, Metazoa, Chordata, Mammalia, Rodentia, Cricetidae. Gene Ontology annotation, cellular component: dendrite membrane; synapse; neuron projection. The transcript is spliced from 9 exons. The coding region runs from base 17 to 1372 and encodes 451 amino acids.
UUCGCAAACAAGGAAGAUGAGGACAAAACUGAACACCUGCAAUGUACGUUCUCUGCUGCUGGUUUUCCUGGUGUGGGACCCAACCAGGUUGGUGCUGGCUAACAUCCAAGAAGAUGAGGCUAAAAAUAACAUUACCAUCUUUACAAGAAUUCUAGACAGACUUCUGGACGGUUACGAUAAUCGGCUUAGACCAGGACUGGGAGACAGUAUUACUGAAGUCUUCACUAACAUCUACGUGACAAGUUUUGGCCCAGUAUCAGAUACAGAUAUGGAAUAUACAAUAGAUGUUUUCUUUCGACAAAAAUGGAAAGAUGAACGUUUAAAAUUUAAAGGUCCUAUGAAUAUCCUUCGACUAAACAAUUUAAUGGCUAGCAAAAUCUGGACUCCAGAUACCUUCUUUCACAAUGGAAAAAAGUCAGUGGCUCAUAAUAUGACAAUGCCAAACAAGCUGCUUCGAAUUCAGGAUGAUGGAACCUUGCUAUACACCAUGAGGCUUACAGUUCAAGCUGAAUGUCCGAUGCACUUGGAGGAUUUUCCAAUGGAUGCACACUCAUGCCCAUUGAAAUUUGGAAGCUAUGCCUACACAACCUCAGAAGUCACUUAUAUUUGGACUUACAAUGCGUCUGACUCUGUUCAGGUUGCUCCUGAUGGGUCCAGGUUAAAUCAAUAUGAUUUGCUGGGCCAGUCUAUCGGGAAGGAGACAAUUAAAUCCAGCACAGGUGAAUAUACUGUAAUGACAGCUCAUUUCCACUUGAAAAGAAAAAUUGGGUAUUUUGUGAUUCAGACCUAUCUGCCUUGCAUCAUGACUGUCAUUCUUUCCCAAGUGUCAUUCUGGCUUAACAGAGAAUCUGUGCCUGCAAGAACUGUGUUUGGAGUAACAACUGUUCUAACAAUGACAACACUGAGCAUCAGUGCUCGAAAUUCUCUCCCCAAAGUGGCUUAUGCCACUGCCAUGGACUGGUUUAUUGCUGUUUGUUAUGCAUUUGUGUUCUCUGCCCUAAUUGAAUUUGCAACGGUUAAUUACUUCACCAAAAGAGGAUGGGCUUGGGAUGGGAAGAGCGUAGUCAAUGACAAGAAAAAAGAGAAAGGUUCCGUCAUGAUACAGAACAAUGCCUAUGCGGUGGCCGUUGCCAACUAUGCUCCAAAUCUUUCCAAAGAUCCUGUUCUCUCCACCAUCUCUAAAAGUGCAACAACGCCAGAACCCAACAAGAAGCCAGAAAACAAGCCGGCUGAAGCCAAGAAAACCUUCAACAGUGUCAGCAAAAUUGACAGAAUGUCUAGAAUAGUUUUCCCAGUUCUGUUUGGUACAUUUAAUUUAGUUUAUUGGGCUACCUAUUUAAACAGGGAGCCUGUAUUAGGGGUCAGUCCAUGAGUCUAAACAUUGGUUAUCUUUGGGCUAUAGUAACAUUACACUUUGUUUAUUUUGCUAUGUACAGUCUGACUAAUAACUGCUAAUUUAUGUCCCAAUAUGUACAGUAUGUAUAUAGUGAUAGA